Molecule: messenger RNA, 1399 nt
Organism: Aureobasidium musti
Lineage: Eukaryota; Fungi; Ascomycota; Dothideomycetes; Dothideales; Saccotheciaceae
Source: the annotation of a GenBank genome assembly
ACUGCACCGCAACGCAGCCGAGCCCAUCAUGUUCAUAUACCUCGCUCCCCCGGCGGCCCUGCAAGCCUUCUUUUCCUAUCCUUGGUCGGACACAGGUGUUGCAUUCACUCUCGUUUUUCGUCAUGCUGUUGUCGUGCUGGGCAUGGUCUGCAGUUCUGCUUUUCNNAUCUUCCGUUAUCUGCGACUUGUAGUUAAUUUGAUCUCCAAUUGGACAUACAAACCGAUUCCCAUACCCGAAAAGCCCUUCUACACCAACAAAGAUGUCACUGUCAUCAUUCCGACCAUUGAAGGGGAAGGGGAAACCCUCUGUCGCACUAUCAAAACGUGUUUGGCAACACAGCCAUUCGAGAUCAUCAUCGUCACUAUCGAUGCCAGCAUAAAGAGGGCCGAAAGAACUGUUGCUACUUUCAACAGCAGCAAAAUCCGCAUACUGAGCGUUGCANAGGCCAACAAGCGCAGCCAGAUGUGCGCUGCUAUUCCUGAAGUUAUGACCAACAUCACCAUCUUUGCCGACGAUGAUGUGAUCUGGCCCCAAACUAUACUUCCGUGGAUACUAGCUCCGUUUGAGAACGACCUGAUGGGCGGCGUUGGAACAUCCCAGCGUUUGAUGCGCCCCAGAAAAACGACCAUUUGGAGCUUCCUCGGCUCCCUCUACCUCGAACGACGCAAUUUCGAUUGCUCUGCAUGUCUCAACAUUGACGGUGGGUUGCCUUGCCUCUCAGGUAGAACAGUCGCAUACCGUACCUGUAUCCUGCAAGACGAAGCCUUCACCUAUGGCUUUACCAACGAGACGUGGAGAAACUUCCAACUGAACGCCGACGAUGAUAACUUCAUCACUCGUUGGAUGUAUUCACAUGGCUGGAAGAUCGCCAUGCAAUAUCACAAGGCUUGUGAGGUACAAACCACCCUAGAAGACAGCCCAAAGUAUCUGGNNAAACAAUGUCUUCGCUGGGUUCGAAGUAAUUGGAGGAGCAAUCUGACGAGUAUGUUCGUUGAACGACAUUAUUGGAGGUGUGUAACCAGAGUCAACCGUCGUACAAACCUUGAAUAUGAGCUCACUAUUCCCAGGUCAACGCCCUGGACAACUUAUGCAGUGUUCCAAACCACUCUGACCGCUUGGGCUUUCACGGAUUUCUUGAUAUUCUUCCUCUUUNACAAAGCCACCGAGGACUUGCCCGCAGGCACUCGGCAGAAAAUUCUGAGUGCAAUUGGCAUCUGGAUCUUUGUCUUUGCCAAGUCAAUCAAGCUCUAUGGUCACUGGAUUCGCUAUCCCGCUGAUUUGUUGAUGUUGCCUUGCUCAAUCCUGUUUGGUCAUGUGCAUGGGUUUAUCAAGCUUGCAGGACUGUUGACGCUCUCCGCGGUACGUUACUCCGUGCUUCCGUUCAGCGCUCGAUUUCAC